AUGGCGAUCCGCGAGCGCAAGACGGACGGCUUGGUCGUCGACCCAAACGUGCUCGCGAUCCGUGAUGUCACGGUGAUCGCGCUCUCGGCCGAGGACAAGCAGGCGCCGGUCAUUGGUCUGCAGCUCAUGGCGCAGCAGAUCCACUGCAUUCGGAACCGCGAAGGCGAGAUCAUCGAAGGCGCCGAAGACGAGAUCAAGGCCAACUUUUACGUGUUUGCCUUCCGACGCGAGUACGACGAAGACGAGAUGGCGCUGCGGUGGAAGAUUGUCGAGUUUGGUGUCAUUGGCUCCGUCCCGUACAUUUAG
Messenger RNA from Saprolegnia parasitica CBS 223.65, 306 nucleotides. RefSeq lists its product as hypothetical. Gene Ontology annotation, biological process: protein import into mitochondrial matrix. NCBI's taxonomy places the organism in Eukaryota, Oomycota, Saprolegniomycetes, Saprolegniales, Saprolegniaceae. Gene Ontology annotation, molecular function: protein-folding chaperone binding. The transcript is spliced from 3 exons. The record is from RefSeq and is a predicted model, not a curated record. Gene Ontology annotation, cellular component: mitochondrial inner membrane. The coding region runs from base 1 to 306 and encodes 101 amino acids.